Molecule: messenger RNA, 2078 nt
Organism: Zerene cesonia (dogface butterfly)
Lineage: Eukaryota; Metazoa; Arthropoda; Insecta; Lepidoptera; Pieridae
Gene: Hinfp
Product: histone H4 transcription factor
Exons: 8
Coding region: 180-2042 (620 amino acids)
Biological process (GO): regulation of DNA-templated transcription
Molecular function (GO): RNA polymerase II cis-regulatory region sequence-specific DNA binding; DNA-binding transcription factor activity, RNA polymerase II-specific
Source: RefSeq, a predicted model, not a curated record
GUAAUUUGAAGCAACAGUUUACAGUUCUUAAUUCUUAAAUGUUACAGAAGCAAAUAUAAACAAGAAAUACUAUAUUUUGGUGAAAUUAAUCUUACAGAAAUCAUUUUGAAUAAUUGACAAAGUUAGACUGAUGCCACAGUUAAAUUCUACGACAGCAGGUUACAAUACGGAAUAUCAAUAUGGCUGAAAUUAAAAAGCAAAGUCUUACCACAAAGGAACGAAUUGCACGAUGUAUAGAAUGGUUGAAGACACAGAACAAUCCGAAAAAGCUAUCAUUACAAAAUAAAAACGAUAUUCAAUUUAUCAUCGAAACAAAUGCCCAUCGGAAGAAGUUUUUUUUAACGGCUGAAGAUGACGCGACUGUGCCAGCAGGAGUCGAUGAUAUUGAGCUGGAACCAAGAAAUGUGCCUGUAAAAUACUUGCGUACACAGCAACUUUGUUUGGAGUGUGAGUGGCCAUCCUGUCGGCUCUUUUUCUCCAAUUAUAUUGUAUUUCAAGUUCAUGUGGCUAGUCAUAUAGGGGAUGUACAUGUGAUAGAGAAAGAUAGUGAAAUUGAAUAUGUAUGUUUAUGGGACGUCUGCGGGCACAAGACAAUAGACAAAUAUGAGAUUGUGCGUCAUAUUAACUAUCAUGCGUAUCAUGCAAAGCUUUUAGCGAUCGGAUUCAAUGCUCGAGCCACCUUGAAGCUGGAGAGAUGCAAGAAGGAUUCUACCAAAAGGAAUGUGCUACCUCCUUUGAAGGGUGACCACUGUUGCAUGUGGUAUGAAUGCAAUAAGUAUUUCAAUUCCAUGCAGAACUUCCUCGACCAUAUAAAAGAGCAUAUAAGAAGUUAUGAUAUAAAAGAAAUGGUUUGCUCAUGGGCGGGCUGUGGUAUGUCAUUCUACCAUCGUGGAAUGUUUGCUACUCAUGUGCGAUCACACACAGGAGAGAGGUUAAUCGCAUGUUAUCAUUGUGGACAACACUUUGCGUUGAAUAGAAAACUGUUGAACCAUCUUUUGAGACAGAACGUGGACCCGUCCCUCGGGCAGCAGUGCUCGAUAUGCAAGCAGUACUACGCGACCGCGUACCUGCUGCGCGAGCACGUGCGCCAACACGUGUCGUGCUACGCGUGCUCCAUGUGCGACAUGUCCUCGCCAUCCAAGACCGGGCUCGCGCAGCACAUCCGCUACCGGCACAUGCGCGACGAGCACGUGCGCACGCACCAGUGCGCGCUGUGCGAGCACAGAGCGAAAACGAGCCACGACCUCAAGAAGCACAUGGUGAUCCACAAAAAGAGGAACCCCGAGGAUUCGGACGACUCAGACUAUCCGAGGAAGAAGCCGCGCGAGCGGAGGCAGUACAUCUGCCACAUGUGCCCCAGCAACAAGCGGGUCGUGUUCACCCGGGGCACCAGGCUGACGACGCACUUGGUGAAGCAGCACGAGGCCAGGUGGCCGUGUGGGCACAGCCGGUUUCGAUAUCAAAAGAGUGAAGAUGGUUUUUACAGACUCACCACAACAAGAUUCGAAGUUUUGGAAAUUUCCAAGAAGAUUGUUGAUGGUUACCAAGGUCCGAAAGCGAAGCUAACUAACAAAUUCAAUUUUGAUCUGAAACCAGUUGCCGAGGCAACUGCAAGUACGCCCAAGCGAUUUGAAAUAACACUCAAAAAUGCUAUCAAUGAACCUUCGGACGACGAAUCUGAUAUAAGUGAAAAUGUUAAAGACGACGAAGAGGUUAAAGAAAACAUAAACAAUAAAGAGAAUAAUAAAUUAAAAGAAGAAGCUAAUACAGAUGUAAUAGAAAAUGAAAAACAAGAUACAAAAGUGGUUAAAAGAAAAGCAGAUAGAAGAGUUAAAGAAAAGAAAAGAGUUCCAAGUAAAAAGGUGAAAGUGAAAGAGGAAAACUUGGGAAUAGAAGAAGAUUUGAAAGUUAAUGUACCGGAAACGGAAAAUAUUGCGCAGAAUAACUCCUUAGUUAUAGAAAUGUGUGAUGUUGACGCUCAAGGCAAUAUAAUUAAAACAGAAACCAUAGAAUCAAAUAUUAUGUACAGUUAUGAUAAAUAAAUUUGUUACAAGCAUGUUACCGUUUUUCGAACUAAA